AUGAGUCCCAAGUGUCAGAUAAUUAUAAACAGUACAAGAGAAGGACAUUUUAAAGCCGGACAAUGUGUGACAGGAACAGUGAAGUUUGCUAUAUAUAAGCCGAAGCGGUACGACAGUAUUGAUAUCUCAUUCAUGGGCGGUGGAAAGUGCAAUUGGUGCAAAACAGACGGGGAUGGUGAAAAAAUGUACAUCAGCAACGAGGAGGAGUAUGUCUCCAUCAACAAGAAUUUAUUUAAACCAGUUGGAGACCAGAUGGUGGAGCCUGGAGAUUAUGAAUACCCAUUUGAGUUUUUACUCCCAAACGAUAUACCAUCAUCAGUUAAGACUGACUUUUGUAACAUACGCUACGCAAUUUUCGUGAAAUUUGCAAGAAAGAGAACUUUUAAUUCUGGAGGUGAAUAUGAGCUUGAAGUGCCUGUUCAUGGAUAUGUGAUGCCAUGCAGUCCAGAGCCACUAAUCUUCGGAGUCGAGAAAAAAUUACUUUCCUUAAAUCCAAACAAUAAAAUCACAGUAAAAGGAGAGAUAGACAGAACAUGUUUAAAACCAGGCGAUAGCAUUCAUCUGAAGAUGACGGUGACGAAUGACUCAAAUGUCGCCAUUUCUAUCAAAAGUGAGUUCGUUUAUUAUAACAGCUAUAUAUCAAGCGGGAGGUCUUCCUCUUUAAACAUUGAAAAAGGGAGUAUACCAGGGACCGAAGAAACUUCUCCUACUAUAAGGGAAAAUAGUGUGUUAGAACUAGAGAGAACUAUACCAAUACUUGAUACGUUAUACUCAAUACAAAAUUCGAAGAUAAUGGUUGGAGAAUUUAAAGUUAAAGUGACAAUUCAAGUACCUUUUCCUCAUGUUAAUGCUGAUGUACAAGUUCCAGUGGUGAUUGGAUGGAGAAAAGAAGAACAUGAUAUGCCACCUUCAUAUUCAGAAGUUAUGGCAGAAAAUAAUUAG
This is a messenger RNA of Helicoverpa armigera (cotton bollworm), 942 nucleotides long. RefSeq names its product arrestin domain-containing protein 4-like. Gene Ontology annotation, cellular component: cytoplasm. The record is from RefSeq and is a predicted model, not a curated record. NCBI's taxonomy places the organism in Eukaryota, Metazoa, Arthropoda, Insecta, Lepidoptera, Noctuidae. The coding region runs from base 1 to 942 and encodes 313 amino acids. The transcript has a single exon. Gene Ontology annotation, biological process: protein transport.